GUGAUCUCUGACGCUUGACGUGUGGCCUUUGCCGUAUGAUCUUUGACCUCUGACCUGUGACCCGGCCGCAGGGUGAGCCGGGUAUGGCUGGCCCCGCCGGUCCCAGCGGCCGGGACGGCUUGCCCGGUCCCCAAGGCCAGCUCGGCAUGGAGGGAGAGAAGGGACUGCCCGGCCCGCCCGGACCCAGGGGCAAGGAGGGCCUGCCGGGUCCGCCGGGACCGAACGGAUUCAAGGGCGACCAGGGCAUACCGGGUCUGGACGGCCUGGAGGGCCGGUCUGGCGCCAAGGGCGAGCCGGGCCCGGACGGCCGGGACGGCGAGAAGGGUCUGACGGGUCCGCGCGGCGCGCCCGGCGGCGGCCCCGGUGGGCCGCAGGGCGAGAAGGGCGACCGCGGCUUCUCCGGCCAGCCCGGCGCCAGAGGCGAGGACGGCUUCCCGGGCCGGACGGGCGAGCGGGGUCCGAUCGGUCCCGCCGGCGGCGUCGGUCUGCCCGGCCUGCCCGGACCUGAGGGCCUGCCCGGUCAGAAGGGCGACAAGGGUGUGGCCGGCCGUGACGGCUUGGAGGGGCCUCAGGGACCGCCCGGCCUGCCCGGUCAGCGCGGUCCACCCGGGCGACCCGGACAGGCUGGCAUCAAGGGCGUCUCCAUAAUGGGCACCCCCGGUCUGGACGGCGUGCCGGGCCGCGACGGCCAGCCGGGCCAGAAGGGAGAGCGCGGCUACACCGGUUCGCCGGGCGCGCCGGGCAACACCACGGACGGCAUCCCUGGCGAGACGGGCGCGCCGGGCCGGCCAGGCGAGCCGGGGCGUGACGGCCAGCCGGGUCGCGCCGGCUUCCCUGGCCUGCCCGGCCUCAAGGGCGACUCGGGGGGCCAGUGCGACCAGUGCCUGCAGUGCCCGGUCGGCGAGAAGGGCGAGGCGGGGCUGGACGGCCUGCCCGGCCCGGCCGGACUGCGCGGGCCCGAGGGUCCGCCCGGCUUCCCUGGCUUGGCCGGCGAGGACGGGCUGCCCGGUGCCACUGGCAACCCCGGCAAGGAGGGUGAGGCUGGCCUGCCGGGCCAGCCCGGCCUCCCCGGCGAGAAAGGACGCGACGCGUUCGUGCCGGGCAGCCUGGUGACGGGAGCGAAGGGCGACAAGGGCGACUUCGGCCUGCCGGGCCUGCCGGGCCUGAGCGGACCGGCCGGCGAGCCAGGCCUCAGCGGCAGGCCCGGCCAGCCUGGCCUGCCCGGCGCCAAGGGCGACAAGGGCUCGCGCGGCUUCCCGGGCGAGCGCGGCAGGGACGGCCGGCCCGGCAUCGACGGACUCGACGGGCUGGCCAUCAAGGGCGAGCCCGGCCGGCCGGGCGAGUCGGGCCUGCGCGGCGGCAAGGGCGCCUCCGGCACCAAGGGCGCCAAGGGAGAGCCCGGACGUCUGGACGGGGCGCUGCCCCUGAUCAAGGGCGCGGCGGGACAGAAGGGCGACCGGGGCCCGGACGGUCUGCCGGGUCUGCCGGGCGAACGCGGCGACAAGGGUCAGCUGGGCCUGCCGGGCCGCGAUGGCGAGAUGGGUCCGGUGGGCCCGCCGGGCCCCACCGGGCCACGCGGCCUGCCCGGUCCCCGCGGCGACAAGGGCGACCUGGGCAGGGUCGGCCUCCCCGGCGAGCGCGGUCAGGACGGCCUGCCCGGUCGGGUCGGCCAGAACGGCGCCGUUGGCGAGAAGGGUGACGCCGGUCUGCCCAUGCCCGGCCCGCCCGGCCUGCCCGGCCUGCCCGGCCUCAAGGGUGACUUCGGUCCGCCUGGCCUACUCGGACCAGGCUUCCCAGGCGAGCCGGGCCAGCCCGGAUUCCCCGGCCUCAAAGGCGAGUCCGGCAUACCUGGUUUGGACGGAUCGCCCGGCCGAGACGGCGAAAAGGGCAGCCCCGGCCUGCCGGGGCCGGACGGACCUCAGGGCGUCGCUGGUGCACCGGGAAUCGACGGAAUCAAGGGGGAGCCCGGCCUGCCGGGAGACGACGGUCGCCCUGGCCUGCCCGGCUUCCCGGGACCGAAGGGCCAGGCCGGUCUGCCGGGCUUGCCGGGCAUGAAGGGCGUGCUGGGCCGCGACGGCCAGGACGGCGGCCCCGGCCUGCCCGGCCAGGACGGCCUGCCCGGGCUGCCCGGGCAGAAGGGCGAUGCCGGCCUGCCCGGGCCCGUGGGACCGUCCGGCCAGCCGGGCCUGCCUGGCAUGGACGGCCUGCCCGGCACCAAAGGCGAGGCGGGUCGCCCCGGCCUGCCCGGCCAGCCCGGCCAGCGAGGCUUCCCUGGCGAAAAGGGAGACCUCGGCCGGCCCGGCUUCUCCGGCGAGAAGGGCAACGCGGGCAGCGCCUCGGAGAAGGGCGAAGCCGGGCAGCCAGGCUUGCCCGGCGCGCGCGGCCCACCCGGUCUUGACGGCCUGCCCGGCGCACCCGGUCGCGAGGGACAGAAGGGAGACACCGGCUUCGGCGCGCCGGGCCUGCCCGGACUGAAGGGAGACCGCGGUCCAGACGGCCUGCCCGCCCAAGACGGCCUGCCCGGGCAGAAGGGAGAAUCCGGCCUGCCUGGAUUCCCCGGAAUGAAGGGAGAAAGGGCGUUCCCGGGCCCGCCCGGCGUACCGGGCAGGCCCGGCCUCGACGGCCGGCCAGGCCAAAAGGGUGACAGUGGCCCGGUGGGUCUGCCCGGUCGGCCUGGUGCUGAGGGAGAGAAGGGCAACCCGGGCUUCCCCGGCCUCGACGGCGAAAAGGGCGAAGAAGGACCGGAAGGUCCCGUCGGUCUGCCAGGCGUGCCGGGUCUGUCCGGCCAGAAGGGCGACGCCGGCCUGCCUGGUCGGCCGGGCGUGCCCGGUGCCAAGGGCGACCGAGGCCUCGAGGGUCGCGAGGGCGAGACGGGCCAGCCGGGCUUCCCAGGCCCGCCUGGUGCUGAGGGCCCCGACGGCGACAAGGGUGACCGCGGCUUCGCGGGCCAGCAGGGCCUGCCCGGCCUGGACGGCCUGCCCGGCCAAAAGGGUGACCAGGGACCGGUCGGUCCCGAAGGCGUGCCCGGGGUCGGCAUCCCUGGCGAGAAGGGCUUGCCCGGUAUGCCCGGGAAGAACGGCCGGCCGGGCGCGCCGGGCGUCCCGGGCGACAAGGGCGACAAGGGCUUCGUGGGCCUGCCGGGCCUGCGCGGCCAACCGGGCCCGCUCGGCCCAGUCGGACCGCAGGGCGAGAAGGGUGACAGUGGCCUGCCGGGCGUGUCCGGCCUGGACGGCGAGGACGGCCGGCCCGGCCAAGUUGGCUUCCGCGGCCCGGCCGGCCUCCCCGGUCUCAAGGGAGACCGUGGCCUGCCUGGUGUUCCGGGAACCCCCGGAGAGAAGGGUGAUCAGGGACUGCCAGGUGAGACGGCUUGGCCUGGCUUCCCGGGCGAGAAGGGCGAGCGGGGCCUGGACGGUGCGUCCGGUCGGCCGGGCUUGCAGGGCGAGCGCGGCCUGGACGGCCAGCCCGGCCUGCCCGGCCCCGUCGGCCCCGCCGGACUGCGCGGCGAGAAGGGCGAGGCGGCCCGCAGUGGCCAGCCCGGCGAGAAGGGCGAUCAGGGCCUGCGGGGCCUGCCCGGCCGCGACGGCCCGCCCGGCCUGCCCGGUCAGGACGGACCGGCCGGCCUGCCCGGCCAGAAGGGUGACCUGGGCCUGCCCGGCCAGGACGGCCUGCCCGGACUGCCCGGCGCUGACGGGCCCAAGGGAGAGCCCGGUCUAGACGGGCUGACAGGCUACCCGGGCAGCCAGGGCGCGCCCGGCGAGAAGGGUGACCCGGGCCUGGAGUGCUCGGCCUCCCCGGACUACUUGACCGGCAUUCUGCUGGUGCGUCACAGCCAGACUUCCAGCGUGCCGCGCUGCGAGCCCGGCCACAUCCGACUCUGGGACGGCUACUCGCUGCUCUACAUCGAAGGCAACGAGAAGGCACACCACCAGGACCUCGGCUUCGCCGGUUCCUGUGUGAAACGCUUCAGUACCAUGCCGUUCAUGUUCUGCGAUAUGAACAACGUCUGUAACUACGCCAGCCGCAACGACAAGUCCUACUGGCUGUCUACCAACGCGCCCAUCCCGAUGAUGCCUGUGUCCAACACUGCCAUUCGCGAGUACAUCUCCAGAUGUGUGGUGUGCGAAGCGCCCUCUAACGUCAUGGCCGUACACAGCCAGUCUCUGAACAUUCCCGAGUGCCCGCAAGGCUGGGACGGUAUAUGGAUUGGAUACUCGUUCGCCAUGCACACGGCGGCCGGCGCCGAGGGCGGCGGCCAGUCGCUCUCCUCGCCCGGCUCCUGCCUGGAGGACUUCCGUGCCACGCCCUUCAUCGAGUGCAGCGGCGCGCGCGGCUCUUGCCACUACUUCGCCAACAAGUUCUCCUUCUGGCUGGCUACCAUCGACGACGACGAGCAGUUUGGCCGGCCGCGCAGCGCCACGCUCAAGGCGGGCAACCUGCGCUCGCGCGUGUCGCGCUGCCAGGUGUGCAUCCGCGGCGCCUGAGCGGCCGCUGUGAUAGCGCGCGCGCGCGGCCGCCGGCCCGGGUCGGACCGUACAAACCCGCAGCCGCCUGCGGCGCCCGGUUCUCGUUCGUCCCCUCCGCCGCGGCUCUAGUCACUCCGAGACGCUGCCAACACUGCCAGUCGCCGACCGCGCUCAGCAAUCCGGAGCGGCCGGUCAGGAACGCUCUCACGGUGACCUCCCCUCCCCCUCUUUCUCGUACCGCCAACACUGCCGCCGCCUUGCGGUGCGAAAUGUAAGCGCUUGACUAACGUGCUGUAGGUUUAGCGUGCGGACGGGCCGGCGGGUGGUGCCGUUUGUGUUCGUGUGAGGAGGUCACACUCGGUCGGGCCCUGGUCCUCCGACUGUGACGCACGUGCUGAGCGGCCGCGGCCCUCGCGCGUGCCGGCCGCCUCGUGCACGUGCUGGUGCGCAGCGCCCGGGAGUGGCGCGGGCGGUGGGGUGCGGCGGCCCCGCCCGGCCAAAACAUUGUAGCACGAGCUUAUCUAUGCGACGCCGUCAGAUGGGGCGCUGCGGAUGGAUUGCUAGGUGUCGGCAUUCAGCUUCUAACUGGCCGAUGAUGUACCAACUGCCAGUUGCCAGAGUAUUUUGACGUGCUUCAGUUUCGAUCAGUAAACGAUCAACCCUCA
This is a messenger RNA of Pollicipes pollicipes, 5128 nucleotides long. Its product is annotated as collagen alpha-2(IV) chain-like. Gene Ontology annotation, molecular function: extracellular matrix structural constituent conferring tensile strength. Lineage: Eukaryota; Metazoa; Arthropoda; Thecostraca; Pollicipedomorpha; Pollicipedidae. Gene Ontology annotation, cellular component: collagen trimer. Gene Ontology annotation, biological process: extracellular matrix organization. The record is from RefSeq and is a predicted model, not a curated record.